Amphibalanus amphitrite is the source of this 3454-nucleotide messenger RNA. RefSeq lists its product as uncharacterized. The record is from RefSeq and is a predicted model, not a curated record. Bases 1 to 3069 code for a protein of 1022 amino acids. The transcript has 5 exons. NCBI's taxonomy places the organism in Eukaryota, Metazoa, Arthropoda, Thecostraca, Balanomorpha, Balanidae.
AUGCUGGCGAGCGACACCACACCAGCCUCCACAGUGAGCCAGGACGCCAGCCCGGAGCUGGUACCCGUGACCGACGGCCGCCCGCACACCGAGCGGACAGCCGUCCUCAGCAACUGCCUCCCUGCCGCGAGGGGAGCUACCUACCAGAUCUGCCACCGCCACCGCCAGUUGGUCAGCAACCUCAACGUCCAGACAGCUCUGGUGGAGGCGUCUGGACCGCGGGGUACCUGCCAGCUUCGCGUUCUUCUCGACGGCGGCUCGGACUCGUCGUACGUGAGGACAUCUGCAGCGGAGCUACUCGGUCUGCCCACGGUGGGGAGAGGUGUGUUCGCCUGCCUGGGCUUCCAAGAGCGGCUCGAGGAGCCGAGGAUGUAUGAGAAGGUGAGGCUGUCUCUGCGGAGCCGUCACGGUGGGGAGCCUCACGUCUUCGAUCUCUGGAAGACUGAUCGUCUCUGUUCCCAACUGACCCCCGCCCGACCGCCUACUGCCGUAUUUACACCGCAUCUUCUGCUUGCUGAUGAUUUUGAGGGUGGGCCAGUGGACGUGUUGAUCGGCGCCGACCUGAUGUACAGAGUUGUGUUGUGGGAGCAGGUGAAGCUGACUGACCAUCUCAGGGCCCUGGAAACUGUGUUCGGCUACGUACUGCACGGCCGAGAUGGGUCGCCGGUGGACUGCGAGCCGGUGGACUGCGCGUCGGUGAAGUACGCGCUCCGUUGCUGCCGGCUUCCGUCGCCAGACUUCAAGCCGGAGCAGCUCUGGAGUCUGGAGGCGCUCGGCAUCUCCGGGGACGAGGACGAGAGAUCACCGAUGAAGCCGAAGUGGAGUGACGCCGAACAGAGGUACGAAAUGAACCUUCUGUGGAAGUCUGAUGAUCGCCCCCUCUCUAACCUCAGCUUAACAGCAGCCCGGAUCGGACGCAUGGAGGGACGGCUCACAGUCCCCGAGCGGGAAGCGUACCAGAGACACCUGGAAGAUCUGUAUAGAGCCGGCGUGAUCGAGACGCCGCCCAACGAUGACCUACAAGGGUUCUACCUGCCGCACCGCGGCAUCUGGCGCGGUGGAAAGCUGCGGGUGGUCUUCGACGGCUCUGCCCGGGACGCCACUGGCCACAGCCUGAAUGACUACCUGGAGCCGGGAAGCAAUCUGCUCAGACGUCUGCCUGCCGUGCUGCUCAACUUCAGACGAGACGCCGUGGGAGCUCAGACAGACAUACGUGCUGCCUUUCACCAGGUUUCGGUGUCCGAGGAAGACCGAAAGUACCUACAAUUUCUGUGGGACGGACAGCGUCUUCGUUUCCGCAGAGUUCCGUUCGGUAUAACAUGUUCCCCAUUCAUGCUGCUGCAAACUAUCUCUGUUCACCUGGACCUGUACUGUGGGGAGGAGCCGGGUCUGUGUGAGAAGUUGCAAUGUGGCCUGUACAUGGAUGAUGUGUGCACCUCCUUCUGCAGCAGAGCCGAAGCUGAGUCGAGCAUGUCGCGGGCGGAGGAGAUCUUCCGCGACGCAGGCAUGGAGUUGCACAAGCGGCGCAUCUCCGGUGACGCUGACAGCGAGGCCAACGUUCUGGGUCUUCUGUGGAACCCCGCCACGGACCUGCUCGCAGUGAGUGUGCCUGGCUUCCAUGUGGCCAAGACCAGGAGAGAGAUGCUGUCCCUGCUGAGUAAGCCGUUUGACCCGCUCGGUGUACUCUCUCCGUGGCUUGUUGUCGGCAGGUCUCUGUUCCAGAGAACGUGGGGAGUCGGAUGCACGGUCAGCUGGGAUGAGGAGCUGCCCCCACAGCUACAGGAGGAGCUAGCAGAAUGGCUCACAGACGCACCAGAUCGAACUGUAUGGUUCCCCCGCGCGCUGCUGACGAAUGACUGUGACGUCACCUACCAUGUCUUUUGUGAUGCCUCAAAGAAAGCGUAUUGCUGUGUCAUCUACGCUGUGCAGGGUGGGGAGUCCAGGCUGCUCAUGUCCAAAUCUCGUCUCGCGCCCCUGACUCCCGCCCUCAGCGUGCCCAGACUUGAACUGAUGGGUGCCCUCAUCGGCGCCAGGCUGAUGGACUUUGUCAGACAGGCGUUGAGUCUGGAGAGCCCACAAGUCGUCUAUUGGACCGACUCCAUGGACGUCAUCUUCUGGCUGAAGAGCAAGAAGAAGCUGAAGCUGUUCGUGCAGAACAGAGUGACCACCAUCCUCCAGUUGACUCAAGCGGAGCAAUGGCACCACGUAAGAGGACAAGACAACCCAGCCGACCUGGGGACGAGAGGCAUGUCCAUGACCGCUCUGGAGAAGUGUGAUCUGUGGUGGCGAGGACCGACAUUCCUCCGACAGGGACCUGAUACCAGGAUCUGCUGUGGACCGACAGACGAGGCCGACAGUCUGCAGCCGUCUCAGGAGGCCACCAGGGAAGUGAAGCUGCAGAAGCCCCCGUUGAAGCUGACCCUGCUGACGACGCGAAGUGACACAAGUGAGACCCUACCGUUUGACAUUACGUCAUGUUCUACCCUCACACAGGCUGUGCUGAGGCUCGCGUGGGUGUUCCGUUUCGUCACCAACAGCCGCCUACCGAGGGAGGAGCGCCGGACGGGUCCGCUGACGCCCGAGGAGAAGAGACUGAGCCUCCGCUUCUGGAUCAGAGAGGCACAGGCCCGUGCCUACAGAGAGGAGACCAACGCCGCCACCGCUGACGUGAUCCUGGCGCUGAGACGGUUCUGCGCCAUCCGAGGGACGCCAGCUCUGGUGUACAGCGACAACGCUCGGACGUUCCGGGCCUUGCUUGGCCACCUACCCCGGGCCUGGCGUCACCAAAAGCGGGUCUGCGACCAUCUGAUCCGGCGGUGGUGUGAUGAGUACCGCAACGCUCUCCGCUGCUGGAGCGUCUCGCCCCGUGGACGACCUAGCCGUACACCGCGCGUGGGAGACGUGGUGCUAGUCCACAGUGAGAGGCCGCGCGGCCGGUGGCCUGUGGCGCGAGUGACGCGGCUGCUGGCGGGGCCGGACGGCCACGUGAGGGCCGCCGUCAUCAGCCUGCGCGGGCGGAGCACUCGCCGCCCUGUCAGCCGCCUGUUCCUGCUGGAGGCGGCGGACUGAGUCGUACCGGUGCAGUGAUCGGGACGAGUUACGUCGCCGCGAACUAUCGCAGAGUGCUGUGCCUUUUGUCGUAUUCAUCGUUCUGUUUGUUUUUCGAAAUCGGUCGUGCGCUCGAUUUCGAGUGGGGAGUGUGUUGUGAUUAGUAGCCUCUUACCUUUUUUACCUUCACCCGUGACCCGUGUUGAUGUACCCUACCUUUCCUCACCCAGUAAAACUUUCCUCUAUUUGCCCGCCCCAGUCCUGAAUCCAUCACUUUUUGUUAGUGAUGUAAUGCUUCCAUUUUUCACCGAGCCGAUUUCGUUUUGUUUUUAUCCUUUCUAGUCAGUCUGGAUCCAUCUGUCGCCGUGUUACCGCUGCCUGUAAAGUAAUAAACCGGCAGAGAAGU